Molecule: messenger RNA, 832 nt
Organism: Pongo pygmaeus (Bornean orangutan)
Lineage: Eukaryota; Metazoa; Chordata; Mammalia; Primates; Hominidae
Product: protein lin-28 homolog A-like
Exons: 2
Coding region: 1-789 (262 amino acids)
Biological process (GO): pre-miRNA processing
Cellular component (GO): nucleus; cytoplasm
Molecular function (GO): mRNA binding; zinc ion binding
Source: RefSeq, a predicted model, not a curated record
AUGCCUGGAAAUAUUCCACAGGUGACCUUGUGGCCGGCAGUCACAUAUUGGUGCAUCACUCGACAAACUGAAAGUAAAAUAAAUUCAAAGCCUUCGGACUUCUCCGGGGCCAGCAGCCGCCAGACCAGGGGCCCGGUGCCACGGGCUCAGCCAACGGCCCUGGGCUCCGUGUCCAACCAGCAGUUUGCAGGUGGCUGCGCCAAGGCGGCAGAAAAGACGUCCGAGGCGGCGCCGGAGGACGCGGCCCGGGCGGCGGACGAGCCUCAGCUGCUGCACGGUGCGGGCAUCUGUAAGUGGUUCAACGUGCGCAUGGGAUUCGGCUUCCUGUCCAUGACCGCCCGCGCCGGGGUCACGCUCGACUCCCCAGUGGACGUCUUUGUGCACCAGAGUAAGCUGCACAUGGAGAGGUUCCGGAGCUUGAAGGAGGGUGAGGCAGUGGAGUUCACCUUUAAGAAGUCAGCCAAGGGUCUGGAAUCCAUCCGUGUCACCGGACCUGGUGGAGUGUUCUGUAUUGGGAGUGAGAGACGGCCAAAAGGGAAGAACAUGCAAAAGCGCAGAUCAAAAGGAGACAGGUGCUACAACUGUGGAGGUCUAGACCAUCAUGUCGACGAAUGCAAGCUGCCACCCCAGGCCAAGAAGUGCCACUUCUGCCAGAGCAUCAGCCAUAUGGUAGCCUCACGUCCGCUGAAGGCCCAGCAGGGUCCUAGUGCACAGGGAAAGCCAACCUACUUUCGGGAGGAAGAAGAAGAAAUCCACAGCCGUGCCCUGCUCCCGGAGGCGCAGAAUUGAGCCACAAUGGGUGGGGGCUAUUCUUUUGCUAUCAGGAAGUUUC